This is a messenger RNA of Temnothorax curvispinosus, 4249 nucleotides long. It is a transcript of the gene Gyg, whose product is annotated as flocculation protein FLO11-like. The record is from RefSeq and is a predicted model, not a curated record. Gene Ontology annotation, molecular function: glycosyltransferase activity. Bases 194 to 4021 code for a protein of 1275 amino acids. Lineage: Eukaryota; Metazoa; Arthropoda; Insecta; Hymenoptera; Formicidae. The transcript is spliced from 9 exons. Gene Ontology annotation, cellular component: cytoplasm.
CCGCUCUCUUCACUCGUGUUGUGGCGCCGACGUGGUGCACGCGGACCGUUCCUGAUUCCAUCGGUCAGUGCCGGCAGGUGGUGGGUGUGUACGGAACGUUGUUUCGCCGUCUCUCCCGGUAGUCUAUCGGCGCACGGAGGAAGAAGAGGAAGAGAAUCAGCUCUCUCGAGUUCUCUCCACCCCAGCACCAGUCAUGGGCGGAUAUGCAUGGGUUACACUGGCUACGAACGAUGCCUACUCCCUGGGCGCGCUGGUCCUGGCGCACUCGCUACGUCGGGUCGGCACCAGGCACGACCUGGCCUGCCUGGUCACUCCCGGAGUUACGGCGACCAUGAGGGAAAAAUUGGCGGCAGUAUUCUCCUUGGUGCAGGAAGUCAAUGUUCUCGACUCGAAGGACGAGGCGAACCUGGCCUUGUUAGCUAGACCAGAGUUGGGCAUCACGUUUACCAAGUUGCACUGUUGGAGGCUAACUCAGUACGAGAAGUGUGUAUUCGUUGACGCAGACACGCUUGUCAUACGAAAUUGCGAUGAGUUAUUUGAGCGAGAGGAAUUAUCGGCCGCGCCUGAUGUCGGCUGGCCCGACUGCUUUAAUUCCGGAGUAUUUGUGUUCAGACCGUCUCAACAAACGUUCGCGUCAAUCACCGCGUUUGCCGCCGCCAAGGGCUCGUUCGACGGCGGCGAUCAAGGCUUAUUGAACAUGUACUUCAGCGACUGGGCCAGUAAGGACAUCUCCAAACAUCUACCGUUCAUCUACAACAUGUGUUCCACCGCGACGUACUCCUACCUUCCCGCAUUUAAACAAUUCGGCGACGACGUGAGAAUAAUACACUUUAUCGGCAUAACGAAACCGUGGUUACAGUAUUUCGAUACCCUGACCGGUACCGUCGAGCCACCACCUGGAGCGGCACAUUUGCAACCGCUGUUGCAAUUGUGGUGGAACAUAUUCUGCGAGCGAGUGCAUCCCCAACUGUCGCCCUCGAUGGCCACCAGCACAUUGGCUCCAAUUUGGCACGCAUUUGCUCCUCGGUCCUAUGUACCCCCUUAUCCCAAGAUCUCCGAUUGCUCCGACGCAACAAACGGCAACACGUACAACUCUCGGAUUCCGGAUUUCUCCGAAUUUAAAGAUCCCUGGGAAGGAUAUUCCCCGCAAAACGAUCCGCCUUCGACCGACAAUAGCGCACCGAGUGACAAGGGCGGAAACUGUUACUGCGGAGUUAAAUACGAGGAAGAAGCGAAUGUUGUUCGUCAAAGUGACCACAAUGCAACUCAACAUAAUCAACAAUUUUACUGCGAGCAACAGCACUCUUUCUACACGCCCAUUCAAACGUAUGAUCAACAUCGAGAACAUGCAACUUCUUACUCCGGAGAGAAUCGCAAUCAAGAGCAUUCUGUACAGCACACUGAACCUCAUAAUUGGCAGCAACACAGCGAACAUCACGUUGAACAGCACCAGCAUAAUGAACAAUGGACUGAACAGAGACAUCAUCAUGUGCAACAUCAGCAUCACGAGCAGCAACAUUACAACGAGCAAAGACGAUACAGCGAGCAGCACCAGCAGUUUCAUCAACAUGAUUGUCACAGAAAUAAAGCGGAUGAUCAUCAUCAGCAUCAAUCAGUUCAAGAAUUGCAGCCUGCCGACGUGAGGCACGAGAGUCACGCGCAGCACCACGCCAGUGGUAAUAAUCAAGCUAGUCAUCAAAGUGUACAUUAUCUGAAUCAAAUUGUUUCUCAUAAUGAGUCUCAUGCGCAGCACGAAAAGAAUAGCGAGCAGGCGUUAGAAGCUGCGAAUAAUAAAGCGGACACGCGGAGAAUCGAUUUCCUUCCUCUCCCUCCCGCACCUUGUACAGAUCUCCACAAUGUAGCCACGCGAUCUGACCCGAAUGUAACGGAACAUCUAGACAAUGCAAAUGCGGGUAUCGCUGGUGCUCUGGCUCAAAUAACGUUGGGCGAAGCGAGGAGCGCCGAGCAAGUAGCCCUGGAGGAGCACAUGAGGAAGCAGAGCUGGGAACAAGGACAGAUCGACUACAUGGGUCGCGACAGCUUUGACAACAUAUGGAAGAAGAUCUGCUCGACGCUCUCCAUCGCGCCGCAACGGCAACCAACUCCGCCUAAAGAGGAUACCGCUGCUUUGGAGACUACUGUAAUAGAGGCUGCUGCAAAAGAGACUGCUGUAGAAAAGACUGCUGACGCACCUGCAGAUGUCAAAGUGGAUAAACCAGCCGUUGAAGCGAAAGAUCCAACGCAAUCUCUGAUAUGCGAAGUUUCUAAAGAGGAGAAACUUUCGGCGACGCAAAUCCCCGAGCAGGAAGCACCCGCAACGAAAGUAUCUAGCGAGCUGGUACAAUCGGGAGACGCUUGUGCGAAACCGACAACGGAACCAAAGGAUGUAAAAUCAUGCGAGAUCAGUACUUCAGUGCCUCCGCCGCAACCGCUGGCGGAAUCUCUGCCCGCGAGAACAACUGCGGAACAAUGCGAGCUCGCAAGUCCGCAGACAACGCAGAAAGCGGCGCCUCAAAGCGAAAGUCUUUUCGAAGCGAAAGAACCGCAACAAGCUGAUUUGCAAGCAUCCCUCUUGGUUUGCAAAUUGCCUGCGCAAGAAGCAGCUACGCCGGUUACGGAGACUCCGAAGACUUCAGCUUCCGCUGCUCAAGACGCAACGCAAUCUGCAGCUCCGAUUAGCGUAAUCAGUCUGCAGGACAUUGCUAUAACUUCUCUUGCAACGCCAGUAGAAGACAUUGCGAAACGUGUAAUCGAAUCCGUGCCCGACGUAACACAGCCUCUCACGAUAGACCCGGGCGAACGGCACGCGGAGAUGCUGUUGGCGGCUUCCGAGAUCUCCACUGUGAGUCCCGUGCCUAUUCAGGUGGCGGAAUCAGUUCUCCAGGCUGAGCCCAAGGAAUCCGUGUUGGGUGCAGCUGUGGCCGUGAGCGAUCAGGCAAUUGCUACGACGGUCACAGCCGUGCACGAGUCCACGGAUAUCGCUUCUACGCCGACCUCGCUUGAGUCCGUUCAGUUGAACGGAUCAGCUUGCGAAGUUGAGAGACGCGGCGAUGUCACGAGAGACGCGGGUCCAGUUCCCGGUCUACCGGAAAAGACUGAUGCUCCUCCUCAGCCGGCCAAGGAAUCAGCGAGUGACUUAGUUACCAAAAACGUGCCAUCAGAAGUACCGCCUGCUACUGAAGGAAAGACAUUUAUCAGUAGCAGUGUGGUGCCCUUAGGAACAUCGUCUGGAAAAGAAUCAGCGGAACAGGUUGCGAGAACAGAAGCGAAGCCAUCAGAACAGAUUGUGAGAACCGAAACAGUGGAGGCGAAGCCGGCGGAGCAAAUUACAAAGACGGAAGCCAAGGAAGAAAAGUCCGCGGAGCAAGCUGCAAAAGUCGAGACAACGGAAGCGGUCGUGAAACAAGCGGAAGCGGCUGCGCAAGCUGAAGCAACAGAAACACCGUCUACCGAGCAAGCUAAAGUAGCGGAAGCGGCAGGAGCGAGAUUCUGGACCGAAGAUCUGGAGUCGUCGCCGAUCAGCGAGCCGAGUUCGCCGCUGGAAGAACCCAUUGAAGUGAAACCGCCAAACGUGCCAUCAACACCGACAGUGACUGAGGCCACCCCGCCGACCAGUCCGUCCGCGGAGAGCGCGCAGGAGGCGGACGCGAAGAAGAGCCUGAAGAAGUCCGACUCGACGGACGGCGCCGACGGCGGGGAGGGCGCGGACAAGAAGGCGAAGAAGGUGGUGAAGAAGGUGACGAAGAAACCGAAGGCGAAGCCCGACGAGGCGGCGCCCUCAGCCGUGACGGAGGUCACCGCCGCGGACGGCUCGCAGAGCAAGACGAAGAAGACCGUGAAGACGACGAAGAAGACCGGCACGAAGACCCUGGAGGCCGACACGAGCGUGCCGGAGACACCACCGCCUACGGCGCCGGCCGGCGCCGUCGGCGUCGACGCGCCCGUUCCGCCCAAGCGGAAGACGAAGGGCGGAACGAACGCGAAGGGAACGACCGGCAAGAAGCCCGAGACGGAGGAGUAACCGAAUCCGAGCCGACAAUAAUUAACGGUCUCGAAUAGCGCGCUGGAGCAUCGAGAAGAGAACUUUAAUCCUUUUGAGACUUCGCGUUCCCGGAAGCCUAAGUAUUUUCGCGCAUACUCUUUUUUUUACGAUUUUCUUAAGAUAAGAAGAUUUCCCGCGAGAUCCCCGAUCUUUUAUCAGCUGCAAAGCGUAGUAGACACUCUAGAAGAUUGUCGCGACAUAGUCCGA